AUGGUCCAACUCACCAACCUCGCUCUCCUAGCAGCCACCCUGCUCAGCCCCCUCGCUUUCGCAGACGUCCUCCGCGAUCCCAAAACCGCUUGCACAACCUUCGUCCAAGUCGUGACGAGCACCGAGACUCGCUACCCGAAAGACGUCGAUACCAGCGUCAUCCUCUACGAGUAUCCGGUCGUUACGACCGUCUAUGCGACCAAUACGAGUACCGUCUUGUAUACGACUGAUAAGACGAGGAUGAGGACUAGGACUGAUACGCAGACUGUUAGUCAGUGUACUGUUUAUUAG
Messenger RNA from Mollisia scopiformis, 291 nucleotides. RefSeq lists its product as uncharacterized. The transcript is spliced from 2 exons. NCBI's taxonomy places the organism in Eukaryota, Fungi, Ascomycota, Leotiomycetes, Helotiales, Mollisiaceae. Bases 1 to 291 code for a protein of 96 amino acids. The record is from RefSeq and is a predicted model, not a curated record.